Messenger RNA from Triticum dicoccoides, 1631 nucleotides. Its product is annotated as protein transport protein SEC16B homolog. The record is from RefSeq and is a predicted model, not a curated record. Bases 40 to 1176 code for a protein of 378 amino acids. Gene Ontology annotation, cellular component: ER to Golgi transport vesicle membrane; endoplasmic reticulum exit site. Gene Ontology annotation, biological process: Golgi organization. The transcript has 5 exons. Lineage: Eukaryota; Viridiplantae; Streptophyta; Magnoliopsida; Poales; Poaceae.
AAAAAUCCCCGGCUGCUCUGGUUUGGCUGCCGCCCCGCCAUGAAGCAAAAGUUCGUGGUGAAGGUCGAGCUCAAGGACAACAGACAGAGGUCGAAAGCGUUGACAGCAGUCGCCGCUCUCCCCGGCGUCGAGUCGAUUUCUUUGGAAAUUCAUGGGAAUAUCGUGGUCAUCGGGGACGGCGUUGACAUCCUCCAGGCCGUGGGAAAGCUGCGAAGGUUGUUCGGGCAUGCUUCUCUCCUCUCCGUCAAGGAGGAGAUCAAGAAGACAGACGACAGCGGCCACGAGGACGAAAGCGGUGCGACUCCUCCGUGCGAGUUCACAUUCGGGCACUUGAGCCGUAUCACAAAUAAUUUCUCAGGGGAGCGCAUAAUUGGUCGUGGUCGGCGUGGAUUAGUUUACAAGGCGAUCCCUGCUGCUGCGGAGCCUCCCCUUGCCCCACCUCCAACAAAAGCCUCGUUCCAGAACGGCGUUCCAGAUCACAACAACUUGACUGGCCCCCCCAGCGGCGGAGGUUAUACACCUAAUGGAUUUUCAGAAGCGAAGCCUCCAAAUCCUUCGGAGCCGGUUUCAGGGAUGCCGCCGAUGCCACCUAGCCAGAAUCAGUUCUCAGCACGCGGGAGGGCGGGUGUUAGAUCAAGAUACGUCGACACAUUCAACAAGGGUGGUGGCGGAAACUCCUUCGGAGGGCCAUCAUACAACAGACCAGCCAUGCCACCGGUGAACAAGCUGCCCGCCGCCAGUUUCUUCGUCCCAACUCCAGCCGCAGAUGCUUCAAUGCAGCCGACCGAGACAGCAGCCGACGCGCACAGCGAAUCCGCAAGCCAGGACGGGCCAUCGUCCUCGCCGGCAGUUGAGUCCUCGUUCUACGCCUCCCCGCCACCCCCAAUGCAAAUGCAAACGGGCAUGCAGCGGCACCCGAGCAUGGACAACAUCAUGACCCCCUCUGGCAGCGGCAACGGCUCCUUCUCGAAGUCACGGGCAGCAUCCUGGAGCGGGACAUACUCGGAGCAGAUGAGCAGCACGGCCGCCUCGAGAUCGCCGGACGGGCAGACCAUGCAGUCCCCGCCAAUGAUGCCCGGCGCGAGACCUUCGCACAGCCGCUCCCACAGCAACUCGUCCCUCAACCGGUUCAACAGCGGUGGGUUCGGGGAGGAUCUCCAGGAGGUGGAGCUCUGAUACUCGAAACAAGGUUACCAAGAAAAAGCGCGAGCGAGGCCGCCAGAUUUUUCUUUCUUCUUCUUGUUGCUGAUAGUUCGUUCUGUAUUUAAUAUCCAUGAUGAUAUAUAUGUCGCUAGAAAGGUACAAAAAAAAGGAGAGGAGCGGCGUCCCUUUUUCCUUUUUUUUUUUGCAUGGGAAGCGUGCGGACGCCAUUGUACAUGAUAGUUGUUCAACCAUCAUCUCAAGCCAGAUGUUGGAGAGAGAAGAAAUAAAUGAGUAUCCAGGGAGAGGGAGGAGAGGAGACUUGUAGCAGUAACUUGUUAAGAUAGCAAGAAAGAAGCAUGCACAAACUAGGUACAUUUUAGAGCAGUCCUUUGAUUCAUCUCAUCAUCAUUAUGUAACUUGAGACUUUGGAUUUCAUAAUUGGUUGAGGAUGCUGGGUAAGCUCAAUGCCAGUGCUCUUCUGUCGAUUC